Manihot esculenta (cassava) is the source of this 2904-nucleotide messenger RNA. Its product is annotated as cytochrome P450 71A1. The record is from RefSeq and is a predicted model, not a curated record. Lineage: Eukaryota; Viridiplantae; Streptophyta; Magnoliopsida; Malpighiales; Euphorbiaceae. The transcript is spliced from 2 exons. Bases 1164 to 2747 code for a protein of 527 amino acids. Gene Ontology annotation, molecular function: heme binding; monooxygenase activity; oxidoreductase activity, acting on paired donors, with incorporation or reduction of molecular oxygen.
AACAAAAGAGUUUUGUGGCUUUUUCAAAAAGUUGAAAUUAAUCUACUUAAAACAAGAUCCAAAUAAGGUGGAUAAGACUUGAGUUUUUUGGUGUUCCAUAAUUUCCACAAUAUAUCUAUUUAUGGAAAAAGCUGCUGUAUUUACGAUAAACCUUGCUACCUUGAGCAAAAGUAUUAAUUGUAAAAAAUGCCUAUCCUACUGGAUUUGCAGCAAACAUAGGAAGAACGGACUAACUCCACGCCAUCUUCCUGCUUAACAAUAAAUUAAUAUAUUAAAUUUUACUAAAAAUAUUUAUAUAAAUAAAAUGAAGUUAAUAUUUUAUUGAAACGUAAAUUAAAAAAUAACAAAACAUUGAAAUUAUACAUAGAAUAGAAAAACUCAUAAAAGGAGGAUAUAUAUGAAAAAACCACAGAGAGAAUAUACUUAAUUUAUCAUCACAAUAAUCAGAGUUGGAAUCUUAAUCAUUGUCUAUGAUUCUAGAAAAAGAGAGAUUUAUUAUAAUAUGGUUAUUCAGAGUGAUAUUUUAACUUGUAAAAAGUAAUAAAUUAAAGUAGAUGUUGUGACUAGUAUUAAAUUGUCUUUUAGUAUAUUUAAGAUCCAAUUUCUCUUAGACAUGCAGAGAAUGUGAUGAGUCUUUUUCUUGGGAAUGGUACCUAUCUAUUUAUUUUCUUUCAUUUGUUGAAGUAAUAUUAUUCUAAAUAUGAAUUAAAUUAAAUAAAUAAAACUUAGCAGGUCUAAUCUAAUAAUAUUAAGAUACGAACAAUAAUAAUAAAUUGAAUUAUCUUUAGGAGGAAUUGCAUUAAAUCAUUGAAUGAUGAGCAUAAGCAAUCUUCGCAGACACCCAAUUUUCCUAUCUGUUGCCAUUUCCAUAAAUAAGCGGCAAAAGGUGACGAAAUCGUUGACACGACAACAACAGAUGGGGCGAUCCUAUCAACUUCGCAGCAAGGAAUGAUGUUCGAAUUUGUCUGUGUAUUAAUGUGAAGGAUAAAUCAGAAACACAGCAAUCUAUGCAAUCUGUAUAUCCAUAACAUUUGACAGCACAAGUGAUCUAUUCUGCUUUGCCGCUUCAUGAAUUGUUCGUAUGUGAAAGGUGAUAACUCAUUUUGCUUACUAUAUAUAUGGAUUGAGAGGUGACUUGUUGCUAGUUCAUUGUGCAUGAAAGAAUGGUGGAAAUCAACCGAAUGGCUAUACUAUCAUACUUGCAGCAAAUUGUGCGAGAACUGCAUAGGGGAGUAGCAGAGCUCAAUCCCUUUCUUGUCUCUCUUCUUGUCAUUUUAUUUCUUCUCUUUUGGCGUAAGCUUACUGGAGGUGGCAAACACAAGAAGCUACCUCCUUCCCCACCAAAGCUACCCAUAAUCGGCAACCUUCACCAGCUAGGUAAACUCCCCCAUCGUUCUCUUCAUACUCUCUCUAAGAAGUAUGGCCCUCUAAUGCUCUUGCAAUUCGGGCACAAUAAGAAUCUCGUGGUUUCAUCUGCAGAAGCAGCCAGAGAAAUGAUGAAAGUCCAUGAUAUUGUAUUCUCAAACCGACCUAGAAUAACAGCUGCAAAUAUCUUCCUGUAUGGGUGCGCCGACAUCGCAUUCUCUCCCUAUGGAGAGUACUGGAGACAAGUUAGGAAGCUUGGUGUAAUUGAGCUUCUAAGCCUUAGAAGGGUUCAAUCGUUUCAGUUCGUAAGAGAAGAAGAAGUAGCAAUUUUGUUGGACGAAAUCCGUGGUGCAUGUGCUGCAGGAGCUUCCGUUGAUCUUAGUGAGAUGUUGCUUGCUAUUUCAAACAACAUAGCUUCCAGAUGUGUUAUUGGGCGGAGGGCUGAUGAUGAGAAAUUUGGUAAGGGCAAGUUUGCAGAGUUGUCGAAAAGGAUCAUGGAGCAAUUUGCUGCUUUUAUAAGUAUUGGGGAUAUGUUUCCAUUGUUGCGAUGGAUGGAUAAUCUUACUGGUUUAAUUCCUCAGAUGAAAUCAUCUUUCAGAGAGAUGGAUGCUUUUCUUGAUAAGGUGAUUGAAGAGCAUAGAAUUAUGGAAAGUGAUGAUCAACCCCACUCUGCUGAGAAAGAUUUUGCGCAUAUUCUCCUUUCUCUUCAGAAAAGUUGCAGGCUUGAUUUUCAGCUCACUCCAGACCAUCUGAAAGCAAUUUUGAUGGACAUGUUCGUGGGAGGAACUGAUACAACUUCAACUACCAUGGAAUGGGUGAUGGCAGAGCUUCUAAAAGACCCAAAGUUGAUGAGAAAAGCCCAAGAAGAGGUAAGGAGAAUUGUGGGAAAGAAAUUAAACGUCGACGUAGCCGAUGUUGAUCAAAUGAACUAUCUGAAAUGUAUAAUAAAAGAGGCUCUAAGAUUGCACCCUCCUGCUCCUCUACUGGUUCCAAGAGAAACAUCAGCAAAGGUUGAAUUGGGAGGCUAUGAAAUUCCUCCCAAGACAACAGUCCAUGUGAACGUACUUGCCAUCCAAACAGAUCCCAGAAUAUGGGAAAGGGCGGAAGAGUUUUUACCAGAAAGAUUUGAGAAUAACCCAGUUGAUUUCAAAGGCCAGGACUUCCAAUUCAUCCCAUUUGGUGGUGGGAGAAGGGGUUGUCCGGGUAUAGCUUUUGGGAUGGCCUCGGCGGAAUUUGUGAUUGCCAACCUAUUAUAUUGGUUUGACUGGAAGUUGCCUGAUAGUGGUGCUGCUCCUGAGAAUUUGGACAUGACUGAAGUUUUCGGAAUAACUGUUCAUAAGAAAAUUCCACUUCGUGUUCAACCUACGUUGUACCAUCCUUGAUCAUGUUGGUGCGUAGUGAUAAAGGGAAGACGACGAGGGUUUUCAAAGAGAAGGGAUGGAAUUGGAGGGACUGCAUAUCUUUUUUUACUUUUCUUUUUUAAAUAAAGUGGGUAUCUUAAUUUGUUAUCUUUUGAAAAAAAUAAAAAUAAGCCCUAAU